Molecule: messenger RNA, 1263 nt
Organism: Nerophis lumbriciformis (worm pipefish)
Lineage: Eukaryota; Metazoa; Chordata; Actinopteri; Syngnathiformes; Syngnathidae
Source: RefSeq, a predicted model, not a curated record
AACAUGGAAGAAGUCUACAUCCGACACGUGAAGCUGCUUGGCUUUGAGAAACGCUUUUACCCCAGUCAGCACUACGUCUACAUGCUGAUGGUAAAGUGGAGCGACCUCUCGGAGAAGUUGAUCUUCAGGACGUAUCCUGAAAUUCACACUUUCCAUAAAUCGCUGAAAGAAAUGUUUCCAAUCGAAGCUGGCCAAAUAGAAAAGCGGGACCGAAUCAUCCCACCACUGCCAGCACCACGGUGGGUGGAGAGCCAAAAGUCUCGGGAAAACACCCAAAGCACGUUGACUGGGUACUGCCAGGCACUCGUCGAGCUGCCGCCGCACAUCUCACGCUGCAAACACCUCAACGUUUUCUUCAAAGUGCGACCGGAGGACGAAAAUCCGCCAGCUCCAAACACUGGGAAAAAAAGUGAAAUCUUCUUGGAGACCAAAAGUUAAAAAAGGUGACCAUACUCUUCAGAGAUUUCUGGGCCCAUCAUACUCGACACAUACAGAGUGAUUGCAGACUUUACCAAGACGUCCAAACAUGAGCUCAACCUCCAUACCGGAGAUUUUGUGGAAAUUGUGGAGAAGAACCAGAAUGGCUGGUGGUUCUGCCAAUGCGAGACCAAACGAGGUUGGGUUCCUGCCACUUACCUGGAACCCUUGGAUGGGCCCGAGGAGUCAGAGGAGCCAGAGCCAAAUUACGAAGGAGAAUUGCACGUCACGGUCCAAGCUUACGUGGCGGAGACUGAUGAUGAGAUCUCCCUGGAAGUGGGAGAAACUAUUGAGGUCAUUCAUAAGCUUUUGGACGGCUGGUGGGUUGUCAGGAAAGGUGAAGAGACUGGUCACUUCCCCUCCAUGUUCCUGCAGAAAGCAGGCAAAGGACAACAUUAUCACUUUGAUACCAAGCAACCACAGGGACAGAAACCUCCUCCUCGAAGGUCCACUAUUAAGAACGCAAAAAGCAUCCACGAGAGAAGCCGUAAGCGCCUCAGCCAGGAGGCCUAUAGGAGGAACAGUCGGCGAUACCUGCAGAAGAAGGAUGGACGCACCGCCACCUCGCCCAGGAUUGCCAAGAUCCCGGAGAAGUCGCCUUUGAGGGAGCGCAAGAAUCAAGGGAACAUUCCCGAGCAGCAGAGUUUGAGUUCAGAGGGCGAGGUGACGCCAGAGGCCCCGGUCAUCCCUCCUCGACCUAGUCCCGAGCUCAUCCUGGAACGCUGCACAGACAACACCCGCAAGAAAGUCAGCGUCCGCAACUUUGGAAGCAGAAGCAGCACCUAG